CUUUGGAGUUUGAUAUGAUUAAGAAAUAACCAGAGGGACACGUCACAAAUUCACCAUAAUCAAGGAGAACGUUUCCGAGUGGUGAUCUGUGAAAUUGCUCAGCCAGUGAGCACAUCUAAUUAACCUGAUUUUUUGCUGAUAAUCAUUCACAAUGGAAUCAAAUCAAAAAUCCGGGGAAGGAAUGGCUGGCACACAGAAAGAAGCAGCUCUCCGCGCGCUAAUUCAGCGGACUGGAUAUAGUUUGACGCAGGAAAAUGGUCAGAGGAGAUAUGGAGGUCCACCUCCUGGUUGGGACGGGCCACCACCAGAAAGAGGGUGUGAAAUAUUUAUCGGAAAACUUCCCCGUGAUUUAUUUGAGGAUGAACUCAUACCAUUGUGUGAAAAGACAGGGAAAGUCUAUGAAAUGAGAAUGAUGAUGGAUUUUAAUGGAAAUAAUAGGGGAUACGCAUUUGUAACCUUUACCAACAGACAGGAUGCCCGGGAUGCCAUCAAACAGCUCAAUAAUUAUGAAAUCAGAAACGGGCGUCUGUUGGGGGUUUGCGCCAGUGUUGAUAACUGUCGGUUGUUUGUUGGUGGAAUCCCAAAAACCAAGAGGAGAGAGGAAAUAUUAGUAGAGAUGAGAAAAGUUACGGACGGUGUUCUUGAUGUUAUCGUCUACCCAAGCGCUGCAGACAAAUCAAAGAAUCGGGGGUUCGCCUUUGUUGAAUACGAAAGUCACAGAGCGGCAGCCAUGGCAAGGAGAAAGCUGCUACCAGGACGUAUCCAGCUGUGGGGACAUCCAAUAGCAGUGGACUGGGCAGAGCCUGAGGUGGAAGUUGAUGAAGAUACCAUGUCGUCUGUGAAAAUUUUGUAUGUGAGAAACCUCAUGCUGACAACGGCAGAAGAGACCAUCGAAAAAGAAUUCAGUAACGUUAAACCUGGGUCUGUAGAACGUGUAAAGAAAAUCAGAGAUUAUGCGUUUGUGCACUUCAAAAAUCGUACUGAUGCCGUUGAUGCAAUGAAUGCGUUAAAUGGAAAGAUCAUCGAUGGCUCCCCUAUAGAAGUCACCUUGGCCAAGCCGGUAGACAAAGAAAGCUAUGUAAGAUAUACCAGAGGAACCGGAGGUAGAGGAGCUGCCAUUCAAGGGGAAUAUGCAUACACUAUUGGCCAUGUUUAUGACCCAACAACGGCCUAUCUGGGGGCACCAGUUUUCUAUGCUCCCCCAGCCUACACAGCUGCUAUCCCUAGCAUUCAGUUUCCUCCUGCAAAAGGAUAUGUCAGCAAUCGUAGCCUCGUACGCCCUCCUUCUGUCAGAGAAAUUUACAUGAGUGUACCUGUAGGGGCGGCGGGAGUAAGAGGACUGGGAGGACGGGGAUACUUGGCGUACACGGGCUUGGGGCGCGGAUAUGCAGGAUUCCAAAUGAAAGGAGACAAGCGGGCCGAUGACAAACUGUAUGAUAUAUUACCAGGAAUGGAGCUCACUCCUAUGACCACAGUCGCUUUAAAGCCACAAGGCAUUAAACUUGGACCACAGAUUCUAGAGGAGAUCUGCCAGAAGAACAACUGGGGACAACCAGUGUAUCAGCUUCACUCUGCUAUUGGGCCAGACCAACGACAGCUUUUUCUGUACAAAGUCACCAUUCCGGCGCUUGCCAGCCAAAACCCUACAAUCCACCCUUUCACACCACCCAAGCUUUGCAUAUCAGUGGAUGAAGCCAAGACCUACGCAGCAGAUUACACCCUUCAGACCUUGGGAAUUCCAACAGAGACAGCAGAGCAUCCUACAGCCUUUGCAGGAUAUACCAUUGCCAACACGCCUGCAGCAGUAGCCGCCACACAGCUGAAACAAGCCGUUGCCCUUGGACAAGAUAUAGCAGCCUAUGCCACUUAUGAAGCAUACCCAGCGUUUGCCGUUGCUGCCCGAGGGGAUGGGUAUGGUGCUUUUUAAUGGAUUCUUGAACUUUUUUUUAUUUGAAAGACUUCCUGGGAGAACCUUUUCUCUUCUGAAAUCUAGAGUCAGACCUUUUAACAGAUGGGUAAUAGGGCAUAGAAUAUAUUAGAGUAGAGUGAUUCAUUUAAUGUUUUCAAUGUUAAAAUUGAAAUGAAAUCAAUGAUUAAUAGAUCAUUAGUACCUAUAUAUAUAUAAGCUAAUGCUGCCUCAUUGUAAGUAAUAGUUGAGUGUAAAAGGUCCUCAGUUUCAGCUAUGUUUGUUUACAUUCAUUGCACACUAUUAAAUAGUGAGCUAUAAUAUAUAUAUAGUAUAUUCUGCAUUGCACAAGUUGGGGGACAGGGAAUGUCCAGAACACAGAUCUAAUCUGCAGGGAAUCUCUAUGUUUACAUACUACUUCAUUCACAUUAACAGAGACACUAUGCAUUGUUUAUUUUGUUUGGGGGUACCCAUCUCCUAGAUGAUCUCUGCAUACACAGAGAUUGUAUUGUGUACAUACCAAUGGGGUUGGAUAUGUUGCGGGCAUAAAUAUGCCAUUGCUGUGCCAGCAUGGGUAUUCCCCUCUACUAAGCACAAUUCAGCAAGAACAGCCUUAUAGCCUGUACAGAGAGAUACCAUAAAAAUAUAGCAGCAUAACUAGUCCCCUGUACUAAGCACAAUUCAGCAGGAACAGCCCCCUAAGUUUGCUCAUAGCCUGUACAGAGAGAUACUAUAAAACUAUGGCAGCAUAGGGAUUCCCCUGUACUAAGCACAAUUCAGCAGGAACAGCCCCCUAAGUUUGCUCAUAGCCUGUACAGAGAGAUACCAUAAAACUAUGGCACAUAGGGAUUCCCCUGUACUAAGCACAAUUCAGCAGGAACAGCCCCCUAAGUUUGCUCAUAGCCUGUACAGAGAGAUACCAUAAAACUAUGACAACACAGGUAUUCCUCUAUGCUGUAAGGAAAUUUGAGGGUAAAGUUGCCCUUUAAGAUUACCUUAAAGUUCUGGAGUAUUACAAAAUAUUUCAAUAUUUCACCUCUCUGCUUUAUCUUAUAGAGAUUCCCGCCCCCCAUCUUUGCCAAAAAGAGAGAGCAGUGACUGUAUAUUCAGUUUCAUAAGUAUUUAGGAAGGGUUUGUUUCAAAUUCAUUGAUAGUUGUAUAAACACAUGUGUAGCAUUUCCCUCAUUUCUAUGUGUCUAAGUCUUACUUGGCCUUUGUAAGGUUAUCCAUUUAUUUUAAGCUAAAGUAAGAACCAAAGCCGGGGGGGACACUAGCGACAGUAUUACACGUGCAUAAAGCACUUAUUUUUGUACAGAGUUAUAUUUGUAAAGAACUGUCACUGUGAAUAUUGAACCAUGAUUUAAUCCUCGGAUGUCCAAAAUGUGGCCCUUGACAUGCUGUUGAGCUACAACUCCAAGAAUCCCCUUUGGUGCGUGCUGAGAGCUGUAGUUUAACGACAUCUCUGCGGCUGCAGGUUGCCCAUCGCUGUUAUAAUCACGCCAUCAAUUGCCUAAUGCAAAGGUCUCCAAUCUGUACCUCUCCAGCUAUUGCUAAACUACAAAUCCCAGCACCAUGGGCUGUCUAAUGAGCAACAGUUCCAGAGGCGCAAGUUGCAGAUCUUUAGGCCAAAACAAUAUUAAUAUAUGGGAACCCAACUCCUGCUGCCAGCGGGUGCCAAAUGCAGUGACGUAACGAAAGGCUUAGAGGAUCGAGGGCCAGAUUUCUGCUGGGGCCCCUCCUUUGCAUUAGUAGUUAACUCACUGACCAAAUGCCUCACUUGCAGUACAAAGGGUUCAGUACCUUUGAUGUCAAUUAUCUGUAUCAGGAGUGGAUUGUUAUUCAGAUGUCUGGGUGUAAAAAAAAUGGUAUUAACAUGCGGUAAUAAAUUCAAUUCUUGUGUAAAUCAGGGUUUGUAAUGCAAUGCAAAUAUAUCACUAAAUGGACCUUUAUAUAUAUAUAAUAAAACAUGUAUAUACUGCCAAA
This is a messenger RNA of Xenopus tropicalis (tropical clawed frog), 3889 nucleotides long. It is a transcript of the gene a1cf, whose product is annotated as APOBEC1 complementation factor. Bases 152 to 1927 code for a protein of 591 amino acids. Lineage: Eukaryota; Metazoa; Chordata; Amphibia; Anura; Pipidae. The record is from RefSeq and is a predicted model, not a curated record. Gene Ontology annotation, biological process: cytidine to uridine editing. Gene Ontology annotation, molecular function: nucleic acid binding; RNA binding. Gene Ontology annotation, cellular component: cytoplasm; nucleus; endoplasmic reticulum. The transcript has 12 exons.